This is a messenger RNA of Malania oleifera, 1854 nucleotides long. RefSeq names its product probable glycosyltransferase At5g03795. Lineage: Eukaryota; Viridiplantae; Streptophyta; Magnoliopsida; Santalales; Ximeniaceae. The coding region runs from base 58 to 1794 and encodes 578 amino acids. The transcript has 5 exons. The record is from RefSeq and is a predicted model, not a curated record. Gene Ontology annotation, molecular function: glycosyltransferase activity.
GAAAAGGUUCCCUAAAUAGGUACCGUUACCGUCAGAGUCGCCGCUCGCCAGCCACCCAUGGCCGCAGUUUCCCUCCCUUUUCCUCUCUCUCUCUCUCUCUCUUGUUUGGCUUUUCCUCUUCCUACUCCACGCGGCCUUUGGUUCCAUUCUUCGUUCUCAAUCUUCAACUCUACAUAUUAUUCUUUUCGUUGGAUUUAUAUGCAUGUUCGAGCUUCCUUCAUCGAGGAAAGGAUUGAUUGGAGAAAACUUUUUUUUGCUGGAGCUGUUAUGACAACAGCUGGUGUUAUGCUUCAAAUCUAUAUACUUCCUUAUCCACUGACAGAAUGGUUCCUCUCCCCACCUGUGAGAGUCUCAUCAGACAGAUCCUUGAACAAUACCCUGCAGUUGAGUGAAACCCUUCCUUUGGCACAGUUUCAACAGGUUCAAGUUGCUCCGACUGCGCCCAUUGUACUGCUGAAUUCUGCUGAAUCACAACAAUCAGUGCCAGUUAAGGGAGAAAGAUCUAAAGUUUCUCAAAAAAAGAGUGCUUUAUCUAGAAGAAGAAAGAAAGAGAAGGUAGAUAAUAAGCCAGAGGUUGUAGGUCCUCUCCCUCGUAUCAGUCAUACAACCGUGCCCACUCGCUUGCAGAGGUACAUUUGGUCUCUGCCACCAGUUGAGGCACUUGCAUAUGCUAAAAGGGAGAUUGAGCUUGCCCCAACCAUUAUCAAUGAUAUCAAAUUGUAUGCGCCUUUAUUCCAAAAUGUUUCUGUCUUUAGAAGGAGCUAUGAAUUGAUGGAAAUGAUACUUAAAGUCUACAUUUACCCAGAUGGUGCCAAGCCCAUUUUUCAUCAUCCCCAUCUACAAGGAAUUUAUGCUUCUGAAGGAUGGUUUAUGAAGUUAAUUGAGGAAAACAGGCAGUUUGUCACAAGGGACCCGGAAAAGGCUCACUUAUUUUAUUUGCCGUACAGUGCACGCCAAUUAGAGCUGGCAGUUUAUGUGCCUGGCUCACAUAAUUUGAAACCGUUGUCAAUCUUCCUCAGGGACUAUGUGAAUAUGAUUGCUGCAAAGUAUCCAUUUUGGAAUCGCACACAUGGAUUGGAUCACUUUCUUGUUGCUUGCCAUGAUUGGGGUCCUUACACAGUUAAUGAACACAAGGAACUAAGUAGAAACACUAUAAAAGCUCUUUGCAAUGCUGAUCUCUCGGAAGGAAUCUUUACUGCUGGAAAGGAUGUUUCCCUUCCAGAGACGACAAUAAGAAAUGUGAGAAGGCCUCGAAGAGAUCUUGGUGGAAAGAGAGUAUCACAGCGUCCAAUACUUGCCUUUUUUGCAGGGCACAUGCAUGGUAGGGUCCGCCCCAGGCUUGUUAAAUACUGGAGAGACAAAGAUGAGGACAUGAAGAUUUAUGGGCCUCUACCUAAUAGUGUGUCCAGGAAAAUGUCUUAUGUUCAACACAUGAAAUCAAGCAAAUUCUGUUUAUGUCCCAUGGGUUUUGAAGUGAACAGCCCCAGGAUUGUUGAGGCUAUAUAUUAUGAGUGCGUUCCAGUGAUUAUUGCAGAUAAUUUUGUCCCUCCAUUUAAUGAAGUACUUGACUGGAGCGCGUUUUCUGUCAUGGUGGCCGAGAAGGAUAUUCCCAAGCUGAAGGAAAUUCUACUUGCCAUCCCAAUGAGAAGAUACUUUACAAUGCAGACUAAUGUGAAGAUGUUGCAGAAGCAUUUCCUUUGGAACUCCAGACCAAUGAGAUAUGAUUUGUUUCAUAUGAUUUUGCAUUCUAUUUGGUUUAGCAGGCUGAACCAGAUUCAAAUUGCCCAGUCAUAGGGACAAGGGAGAAUCGACUCCCUUGUCACAUAGUAAAUUUUUAGGAGUUCCGUCGGUUAA